UGAAAUUGCUUUUUUUUUAAAGUGUGCGCUUUAUAUUAGUAUUUAUUUUCGAAAAAGUAAACAUUUAUUAAAUUGAAACAAAUAAAAUACAAUUUUGGUAAACAAACUUUAUAUGAGCUUUUGAUUAUAUUGCAUUUUAAUUAACUAUUUAUAUUGUUUUUAAUUUCAAUAGAACGUGCCCUACAUAAAAAAUAAUAUUUUUUUUAAAGAAAGUUUUAAUUAUAUAUUUUGUGUAAUGCUCAAUUGUAACGAAGAUGCACACAUCAAAAUAUUAUUUAGUGUUGUUGAAUGUUUUAUUCUGUGUUCGCGGGCAAAUUAGUGAUGUCAGUGGAAAUGAUGUAGCGAAUGAGCACUCUUUGGAGUUGACCCAGUCCUUGAACUUGGCACGUCAAGAGUUAAUUCAAGACGCCUGUAAGCGGUUCCCUCCGAAGACCGGCUUGGAUGAGUUGCCUGCGAACCAAUUGGAACACAUUUUAAUUGAUGAUAACCACAAAUUGUUGUACUGCUACGUGCCAAAGGUAGCAUGUACAAAUUGGAAAAGGGUCCUUAUGAUACUGGGUGAGAAAUGGAACAAUACAGAUGUGUUGUCAAUACCUGCCAGUAUGCCACAUACUCUGGGAAUGUUCCGGAACAUGAGCACAGUGGAUAAACCUGAAAGGGACUAUAUGUUGGAAAAUUACCACAAGAUGAUCAUAGUAAGGAAUCCAUUUGAAAGAUUGCUGUCGGCAUAUAGAAAUAAGUUGGAGGGAGUUACACAAAGUGCUAGGUAUUUUCAGACGCGUGUCGGACGUCGCAUAAUUAAAGAGUUCCGACAGAAUCCAACAAACGAGUCACUAGAAUACGGCCACGACGUGACCUUCAAAGAGUUCGCGCUGUUCCUCACGAACAGCUCUGAAGAGUUGGCGGAUGUGGUGAACAAUGAACACUGGCAGCCCAUCACCAACCUGUGCCAUCCGUGCCUUAUAAAGUACACUUUAGUUGGUAAAUACGAGACUUUAUUGGACGACUCUCUACUAGCGCUCAACACAAUCAACGCAUCGUUUAUCAAGUUCCCGCGGCUCACGCACACGUCAGGCACUUCAGACAAGUUGUACAGGUAUUUCUCGCAGUUGGACCUUCCACUCAUCAGGAAACUGUACAAAUUGUACAUGAACGAUUACAGGAUAUUUAAUUACGAUCUGGACAAUAUCGUCGGCUUCGAUUUAGGUUAAAACAGAAAAACUUAUACCUAUAAAGAAGAUUAUUUUGGUUGUAUACAUGUAGAUUAUUUUUACAUCAUGCGUUACAUCCUUGUAUACAUGUUAUAAUGCAAUAAUUAUUAUAAAAGCGAUAACAUUUUAUACUUACAUAAUUUUUUUUAUGCACUUAACUGGUGGCAUUCUUAAAGAUCGAUAACAUUUUGUUGACGUGCAAUUUUUAUUUGAUUUAAUAUAUUGUAAUAUAUCAUUUUAUAAUAAAAUAUCUCUAAAUAUUGUACUUUCUCAUAGUUUUUUUUUUUCUUUAUUUGGUCAUGGUAACGUUUAAAAAAAUAGUACGAAAAUUAAUUUUGUAAAUUAACAUAAUUUUACAAAUCUUAUUAUUGCAUGUAAAUAAUAUUAUAGACCUUUUAGAAUGUUAUAAGCUAAAAGUGGAUAGCAAUAACAAAAUUGUAAAACAAUACACGUUUUACAAUAUUUAUAAAUUAAAAAUUCCACUAAGUGCCAAUAAUCAACAUCAUCAAUACAAGUUACAAUGUUGUAUAUCGUUUAGUCAAGUAAUACAUUUAAUGGUGCCAGUACUAAACUUAAACUAAAAGCUAAUGGUUGUAAUUAUUAUUAUUAUUUUUUAAAUAUAGUAAUACAAAGAAAGUUAUUAAUUUUAUAAUUUGAAUAAGCGAUGUUUUAUAUAAAUAUUACAAAGAAUUAGCAUUCAAUGUAAAUUCAUCAUCAUACGAGUAGUGUCUUAUUGACAAGAAUGAGGUAAUGUGCAAGUUAAAUAGAUGUAAGCGACCAAUACCGAAGCCAAAGGACAAAUUAUUUAUAUAAGGGCUGUAAUCAAAAUGGUUGAAAUCCUUUGAAGGGAAUGUUCUACUAACGAAACAGAACACUUUCUCAAAAGAAAUGGCUUGAAAAACGAUAAUAAAUACUGGGCGUCCCUUAUUAAUGCAACUCGUAUAGGUGCAUUAAAAAAUUUACAAAUUUACUAAUUAAAGUUAGUAUAAGGAAGUUGUUUGUUGGUUUUAAAUUUUUUGAUUCGUGAAAUUUCUUCCCUUUUACUUUCUAAAACAUAGGUAGAGUCUUCUUUUUUAGGUGUAUUGUUUAGGCGUAGUUGCCACGCUUGGUAGGCAGGUUAGCAAUCGCAGUUAGGCUUUGGUGAUGUUUUAAAAGAGUUCCAUAAGUUCUCCUAGUCGUCUCUUACGACACCUAUGUGAAAGAAAGAGGUGAAUCAUUCUAUGCUGAGAGUUUAUGCAUCUUUACUCACUGCUGACGAUUUUAACUACAUCCUGUAAGAGUAAGCACGUGGUUUAAACAGUUCUAUUAUUUGUUUCCAAUACUAAAAGUCAAGAUGUCAAUCGCCAUUGUUCUUAUUAUAUUACAAAUGUGAGUUUAUAUGUUACCUAUUGGCGCCUCAGUGACUUAAUUAAUUCUUGAUAUUUAGCAUACAUUUAGAAUGAAGAAGGACAAUGAUUACUUUUUAUUCCGGUCACGCGAAUGAAACCGCGGGAGGCGGUAGCGAUAUAGGAUACUAUAUAGGAAAUUGAUCACAGCCGUUAACGUAAAAAGGUUCAUAAAAUACUUAUCUAAUUACGGAGAAUUUAUUAAAAAAAAAGUACUUUGGACUCUAUGCUUGCCUCUAUUUGUUUUAAAAUUGUGUUCCUAAAUUAAACUUUUAAAUCACUCUGGCCAGUUAUAAUGAUAUGCAUAUUUUGAUUACGCCAUCAGACAGAUACGAAACUGCCAGUUCAUAUAUAAAUUAUUUACAUCUAUAGGUUUAAAAUUGGCAGUUUAGUAAUACAUAAUUCUUUUAUUACAAUAAUUCAUAUUUGCAUAUUUUCUUUCCUUUCUUGUUUUGAUAUCCCACUAUGAAUAACCCAAAAUGCCCAGUUUCAAGACGUUUAUAUUUAUUGUUGGCGCUUACAUCAAUUUAGCUCUGUACGCCUGUUGUACUUAUUGCGUUGUGUGUAUGUAUUUACGUAAUAAUAGUUAUUAUCUACUUCUAACAUAAGACAAUGAACAAAGUCACACCUACACUGCCAGCACAAUAUGUAGUUAUUGU
Galleria mellonella (greater wax moth) is the source of this 3255-nucleotide messenger RNA. RefSeq names its product carbohydrate sulfotransferase 11. The record is from RefSeq and is a predicted model, not a curated record. Gene Ontology annotation, molecular function: sulfotransferase activity. Bases 255 to 1211 code for a protein of 318 amino acids. The transcript is spliced from 4 exons. NCBI's taxonomy places the organism in Eukaryota, Metazoa, Arthropoda, Insecta, Lepidoptera, Pyralidae. Gene Ontology annotation, cellular component: membrane. Gene Ontology annotation, biological process: carbohydrate biosynthetic process.